Messenger RNA from Cylicocyclus nassatus, 777 nucleotides. NCBI's taxonomy places the organism in Eukaryota, Metazoa, Nematoda, Chromadorea, Rhabditida, Strongylidae. The record is from the annotation of a GenBank genome assembly.
AUGUUUUGUGCUGAUGGCGGGUCACUUGAUCAUCCUCAGCGCUUCUCCUGCAUCUCGUCUAAAAUGCCUCCCAUAAGUGAUCGAGGUGCGUUGGAAGCUCACAUAUUGAAUCAGGAAAUUGUUAGACUUGAUACUAUGGCUAAACAGAAGAUUGACUAUAUCAAAGAGAGCGUUCGCAGUGAAAAAGCUCUGCACGAUGAAACACGCGAAGCAAAGGAGUUGUUAGCUUCACUGGCGAGCAAGAUCGACAUGCUCAAAGCAGUUACAUCAAGAUUGUCAUCAAGAAGGGAGCAGCAAAACGUUCGCGAAAGUGCUGAGCGGCAUGGCAAAGAGUUAACCGAGAAUCAGCAUCAACUUCGCAGUGCUACCAUUCAGGCAAGAAAGUCCAUCAACGAAUCGGCUCGUUCAUUGCUACUUGAAGGAGGCUCUGAGGAGGCGGAACGAAGAAAGCGGUUAAUGGACGAAAAAAGCUUGAAAGAGGAUGCUGUGAAGACUACUGAGCGUUUGUCAGAUUUGUUAUCAAAGAUGGGUGAACAAGUGGCGCAAAGUGAGCAGACGAUGGAUAGCUUAGUUCACUCUAGCUCAGUACUGGUGCAGACCCACAAGGAGUUUGAGGGUCAUGCAAGCCAUAUCCAGACUGGCAACAAGCUUUUGUCCAAGUACGAGAGAAGGGAGAUAACAGACAAGAUCUUAGUCACUAUAGCACUUGUAUUCUACUUCGCGGUUAUCUAUUACAUCCUCCAAAAAAGAGUCUUCUCUAAGAUUUGGUUCUGGUAA